This is a messenger RNA of Monoraphidium neglectum, 1917 nucleotides long. RefSeq lists its product as hypothetical. Lineage: Eukaryota; Viridiplantae; Chlorophyta; Chlorophyceae; Sphaeropleales; Selenastraceae. The coding region runs from base 1 to 1917 and encodes 638 amino acids. The record is from RefSeq and is a predicted model, not a curated record. The transcript is spliced from 5 exons.
AUGUACGCCAACUGGAGCGAGUCCGUCCUGCGCCACUCUGGUUUUGGGGAGGUGCGGGACGCCACCGGGGCGCUGCUCUUCAGGGGACCCAGGCUCAAGAUUGGCGUGUGCGAGGGCGUGCCGCGCUGCGUGAUGCCGGACCACGCGGGGCGCGCGGAUUACCACGGUGCCACGGUCAACCAGGCGGCGCGCUUCAUGGACGCGGCCGCACACGGCGGGAUGGUGGUCGCUGAUGUAGACCUCCUGCGCCGCGUCUUCGCCACCUGGCGCGGCGACGCGGAGUCCGAAACGGUCGACGUGCCCGCGCACAGCGACGUCGCCCGCGCGGCCGCGGAGGUCGCGCGGCGGCUGUCCCCAGACGGCGACGCCGACGAGGGCGGCGGCGGAGGAGGGGGAGGAGGCGGAAACAGCGCCAACGGCAGCGGCGGCGGCUUCCUGGCACACCACGAGGUGGAGGCGGUUGCAGAGGAGGACGAAGCCGAUUCGACGGCGGGGCCGGCGGAGGGCAGGGCCGCUGCUUUGCAGGCGCCAGCGGCGCCCGGGGCCCCCUCGUGGCCGGACGGCGCGCGCUCGGGCCGGCGCGCCUCGCGGCUUGGCGCGCCGUCGAGCCUGGUGUCCGGCGUCGCGCGCGCGAUCGGCAGCGGAAGCGUCAGCGGUGGCGGCGGCAGCGGCGGCGCGGGCCCCGCUCGGCGCACGUCGAGCACCGCCGCAAUGCUCGACCGCCUGAUGCAGCGGCCGGGGGCUGGCGUGCUGGGGGCCGCGUUUGGCGCCGCGGGCGGCAGCGGCAGCAGCGGCGCUGCGCCCGGGGGCGGCCGCGCGGCGAGCGCGGUGCUCGCGCAGCAGCUGUCUGCGCGGUCGCCGGCGUCCCCGCUGGAGGCCGCGGCGAUUGCCGAGCUCCAGGCAGCAGUAGCGGCCGAGCAGCAACAGCACCAGCGGCGGCAGCAUCGGCAGCACCACCAUCACCAGCAGCAGCACCAGCAGCGGGGCGGGAGCGCCACCUCGGACGGGCCGCCGGCGCUUGGCAGCCCUGUUUCAGGCGAGGGAGGCGCGGGCUGGCACGGCGUGGAGCCGUCGCCCCCCAGCAGCUGCGGCGGGGCCCCCGGCGCGGCGAGCAGCGACGGCGGGGGCGUGGCCGGGCUGGGGGCGUCCGUCCCUGUGGCGCACGUGCGGCCGCGGCUGCUGCAGACCUGCGCCAGCAGGUUCCUCUGCCACGACGCCUUCCAGCUGGUCCCCACAGAAGUUCACGCCACGUACCUGGGAGACUGGCAGUUCAAGGGAACGGGCGUCAUCCGCAUGGGAGCCAUUGCGGCCGUGCGGCUGGCGGGGCGGCCGUUCCCUCCCGGGCAGCCGCAGGGCAAGGGGGCGUGCGUGUCGAUCGGCGACGGCGCGCUGCUGGAGGCGGCCUCUGUCCCCAUGCCCGACCUGGUGUCGCGCCUCCAGUCAGAGCACAUCACCCACGACACCAGCCGGCACAUACUGCUGCUCCCCUACGGAUCCACGUCCACAAAGCUCGGAAGCGCGAGGAGGGAGGAUUCUUUCUCCGGGGGCGCCUCGGCCCAGGCGAGCGCCGCCAACUUGGGCCACAUGCAGCGCCUCGCCAGCCUGCUGCUCGGCCGUCGCGGCACGCCGACGGGCGGCGCGUGGGGCAGCGCGGGCGGCGGCAGCGGCGGCGUCGGCGGCGGCCGCAUCGGAAGCCAUUCGGAUGCGGAGGGCGCGGCGCCGCCGGAGGGCCGCGCGCCAGGCAGCGGCGGCGGCCUGGGCGGCGGCGGCUUGGGGCGGCAGCCGGAAGUGCGGCGGGUCCACUCGGCGGCGCCGCGGCUGUACGCGCCGGGCGGGCCGUUUGGUAUCGGCCGCGGCGGUCCGGCCGGCAUUGAUGCCAUGGCAUCGGCGGGCCACGUUGCUGUGGGGCAGGCGUGA